Schistosoma haematobium is the source of this 2466-nucleotide messenger RNA. Its product is annotated as Complement C1q tumor necrosis factor- protein 3. The record is from RefSeq and is a predicted model, not a curated record. Lineage: Eukaryota; Metazoa; Platyhelminthes; Trematoda; Strigeidida; Schistosomatidae. Gene Ontology annotation, molecular function: protein binding. The transcript is spliced from 3 exons. Bases 1170 to 1871 code for a protein of 233 amino acids.
AAAUCAUAUUACGUAAUAUAUGAUAAAGUUGCAAAUAGUUAAGUUCAUUCCAUUUUGCUAAAAUCGAGUCAGUAACUUAAAUUUGAGAUGACUGUGGCGAUGUGUAUAAAAGUCGUACCAAAAAAGUAUUUACUAUAGUUGAGGUGAUAUAAGCGGAAUACAAAGCUUCACUGCUUGAAUGAAAAACAAAUGUUAAAUUACGAUAAGUUUUACUUGGGACACAAUUUAGUCACGACUGAAUUAUCCUUCACAAUUUCACCAGCAUAUCUCAACAAUGCUCAAACUAGACAGAUGUGAAUAAAUACUCAAUAUUUAUUCAUCAUGGUAUUCGUAAAUGUAACUAGUAUGGUUGUAAUGGCUCAUUGAAUUAUCUGUCAUGUAUAUGAGCUAUACAUCAAUAGUUAAAUUCAUGAGUCGAUUGAAGCUAAGCCACCAUGGAAAACUUUAAAGCACUAGACGACUGUUUCGUCAUAUUGUGUCACUCCUCAGCAGACGGCAUCCACGAUCACACCUCGUGAGGUUCGAGUCCAGGACCUAACAGUCUCGCGCACGAGCGCUUAACCACUAGACCACUGAGCAGGCAUCCGAUGGUGUUAAUGUCUAACUUCAAACAAUCCACAAAGUUGUGCCACCGUCCACCAGAAGCCAAAACUUAUAACGCUGACAAUAUAGAGAAUGAGGUCUCAUUGAGCAAAUGGAAGGGUAUAUUAUGUACGUCCAAAACAAAACAGAGUACUGUUUCAAGCUGUCAGUCAGGAAUUAGAUCUGUACGUUGCAUAUCAUUGUUGCACUAUAAAUAGAUUGUUUUCACUAAUUAGUUGUACUCAUUUUAAUUUAUUAGGCUCCCAUGGUUUUAAUAAAGCAAUCUUACAAUAAUAUAGAAGGGAAAUAAAGACCAUAUACAACGAUCUUUUCCAUGAUUAGAAUGUGUACUAUAAAUUCUUAAAGUUUGAAUACAGAAUCUAAUUAGCUUUAGAGGAUGUGGAUUAAUAUGCUUUUUAGGUCGCCUUGCAGCCUACUUGCAAACAUACAAAUUGCUCAAAACUAGAUUCUGAUUGGCUACUUGCAAACUACCAAUCGGACAUGAGGAAAAGGAUUUGGAUUUCCUUCAUAUGGAACAUGGAACCUAAAACAAGAUUAUUUUAAAAGUUCAUUAAAUCACCGAAAAAAUGAACAAGACUAAGAACUAUUUAAACGUAAAUCUUGUAGCCUUUCUGUUAUUAUCAUUAUUAUUACUGACUUGUAAUACAUCACAUGUUCAAAAAAAUAUUUCUCAAAGUUCAUCUACUUGCCAAUUACAACUAGAAUGUAUCGGAGCUAGUUCAUCUGGAUAUGGUCGUGUACGCAUACCUGUUCGAUCAGCUCGAGGGCCAGCUGGACCAACUGGGGAACAAGGAAAUCCUGGACCACCAGGUCCUCGCGGAGAAACAACAAAAUUACAACCUAUAUGGAUUCCUAGACCAGUAGAAUAUCAAAUAGCUUUUUAUACAGGUUUGUCAACAAGUAUUGAAAAUAAACCAGUGAACAAAAAUUGUCAAUUAAUUUUUGAAUCAGUUAUGUUGAAUCUUGGCAACGGAUAUGACAAUACUACAGGUAUAUUCACCGUUCCUGUUUCGGGUGUUUAUAUAUUUGUUGUAGUUAUAUCAGCACAAAGUUAUGAAAAGGCAGGUAUACGAUUACUACAAAAUGGCAAAGUCGUGUUACUUUCAUGGUGUGAAAGUACGUUUUGGGCAACUGUAACUAAUCAAGCUAUUAUUCAAUUAAAUAAAAAUGAUCAAAUAUGGUUGGAAUGUAGAGAUGAAGCUUAUCGUUUACAUGGACAUAUGUAUAGCAGCCUAUCUGGUUAUCUUCUUUAUCCACAUGACAUAUAAUCGUGACAACAUGAGAAUCUUUUUUUUCUUCUAUGUGUAACUUCUGUUUAGUCAAAUGUUAAUCAUUCAAAUAAUUAAUCAGUGGUAUGAUCAAUAAUCUUUUAUCACAUACUUAUGUAACGAAUUUUUGUUAUCACAUAAUAACUAUACUUUUAUUGAACUCACUUUUAUGAUGACGAAUAAAAUGAGUACAUUAAUCGACAAAAAAACUAAUGAAGUAUUAAACAUUAUACAGAAUAAUUAGGUGAUAAUACUACAAAGAUGUGAGUCUUAUGAAUACACUGAAGAGAAACGAGUCUAGUAUUUACAUGUUUUGCAUCAAUCAAAUAUAUAAAUCACUCAAAUAACCGCGGGAUCUAUAGUUUCAUUCAAAAACUUUUGUAACUGUUCGAGUAGAAAGCAGAGUACUCAAAAGAUUUGAAGUUCAUAUACCUAUUUUUCAGGGGUAGAUAAAAUCCACAGAAAAACUAUACUAUACUGAGAAGUCAAUCAGCAUAAAGUUAGAGACUUCAGGCAUUUUGAACAAAAUUUAAAAGUAGUGCCAAUUUGUAUCCAACUCAUGAAGAAUUUUGUAAAAAGUACCUUCCUUUAUUGC